GAAGUGGUCAUGUAUUAAAAUCACUGCGCCGGCCUUCAAUCUGUGGCCCAGUCACCUACCACUCACCUUUCGCAUACAGUACGAAACGACCCCUUGGUUCAUCGUGGAAACCAUGGCCAUAAUCGCCGACGAUGCGCCAAAUCUGGCCGGCAGUGUCAUCACGUUGACUAUACUCGCCCUUAUAACCUACGGAAUGCGGAUGUAUUGUAGAAUAAGCAGAAAGUCGUGGGGAGCGGAAGAUUGGAUCAUGACUGCGGCAUUGGUACCGUUCUGCGUACUCGUGGCGGGCUGCCUUGGGGGCGCAUUCAAUGGUAUCGGCAUUCAUAAUUGGCGGUUGCAACAGCCUGAGAACGUCAAGUAUCAGGCUGGGGGUCAAAAGUUCUUUCUCAUCUUCGAAGUUGGUUACUGCGCCGCCAUCAUUCCGAUCAAGCUCAGCAUCAGUUGGAUGCUGAUCCGAGUCGCCGAAGGACGCAAGAUGUAUGUUUACACUCAGUACGCCGUAAUCGCCUUGUUCACGAUCAUGAACGUAAUUGCGCUCAUUUUCAUUCUUGUCAACUGUAUACCGAUUGAGGCCGCCUGGGACACGAGCCUUCUUGAAAAAGGAGGACACUGCCAACCUGCUCACGUUUUGACGGAUGCCUACUACGCUACUACUGCUGUAAACAUUGCCACGGACUGGAUUACAGCCUUAAUGCCAAUUCCCUUGCUCUGGCACGUCAAGCUUAACCAUGCUGCUAAGGUAUCUAUCGUCGGACUGAUGAGUCUCGGUAUACUGGCGUCUGUCUCAGCAUGUGUCCGACUCAAAUACACCGUCAAUCUGACCAACCAAACCGAUUAUCUCUUCGCCGUAUCUAAUGUGGUCAUCUGGGGAUUUGCGGAGAACGCCGUCGGCAUGAUUGUCGGCAACGUCUCAACAUUACGUCCGCUAUUCCGCAGUCUGCUUGAUCACACUAUCCGAAAACCCGGGUACGGCAGCCGAUCCCGAGGCGGUCCUUCCAAACUCGCCUCCUCGUACGAGUUAUCUCAGAACGGAAAGAGCGGUAAUAACUUCACAACUACGCUGUCCGAGGUUCAAGACGGCCAUGGCACGAGAAGAAACAGCCAGUUAAGCGACGAUGACAGCAGGAAACUGAUUUUCCAGGGCCAUGAUACUCGUGACAUUCUCGUUAGCCGGCAGAUCAACAUAGCAUACGACUAACCGUCUCAAAAUGCACUUUACCUCUUAUCAUCAGAUAAUUCUCUCCUUCUCCUUCGCUACCAACUGGAUAACUUGAAGAAGAAGCUCGGUGUCUUUGUCGGAGCUGAGUGUAGCAUCUCUUCUCAUUCGAGGUGACAACUAGAUACACACAUAUAUAUUAGAGCCAAAUGGCGUUUUGUUAUACAUUUGGUCUCCUGUACUUAUCCGGACUGAGCUGGCAGCUUGAUCGUGCGUUGAUGGUCUGAUUUGCCAAUUCCUAUCAAUCCACCGCCCUUACACGGAUAUGGACCGAGGUAACUAUUCC
Molecule: messenger RNA, 1502 nt
Organism: Aspergillus glaucus CBS 516.65
Lineage: Eukaryota; Fungi; Ascomycota; Eurotiomycetes; Eurotiales; Aspergillaceae
Exons: 6
Coding region: 113-1198 (361 amino acids)
Source: RefSeq, a predicted model, not a curated record